CCCGAAUCCUACCCUUCUCCAAGUUCAAGUCUAAUCUUACAGAAGCUUGAGUUCUGCUGACCUCAUCCCUCAGUCUAGCAUUCAACUUGGCCAAAUCGUUCGUGAGACGUUCAUGCGAAGCUCGGGUCGUAGCUGAUUCCGUUGAAUCUGCGGAUAUGAGUUCUGAUCGAAGUUUUGCGAAAUCUACUUUCUGGGUAUACGUUGCUUUCGCUUGGUCUUCCCUUAAAACCAUAGUUCGAGUCAAGUUUUGAAUGCUGUCGCAAAGUCAAUAACGCAAUCAAAUCUAUUGGAAUCAUGAUUGAAUUGACCUUUCUUCAAUCACAUCGCUAAGCACUUUCAUCAUAGCAACUGACUGAGCCUCUGUAAAACCUUCUUCCUGCAAUCGCUGUACAAACUUCAAGGUAUCGAAGUGGUGGUCUCUCCACCUUGGGGUUGUGGCAUGGAAAGCUCGACGAUGCACCGGAUUCUGCAGUAUAGUUGGUUUUCGUGCAGCGAGCUCAUUCUUGUUUUGUCUGGCAUAAAUUGCUCUUGACGAGGGAGUUGUCUGAUUUGACAGGCCAUUGUAACUGCAGACGGCAGUGCUUAUCGUUCGGAUUUGGUGAGUUGGGGCCGUUUGCCAGCUCAACUUUGGGAGGAGAAAGCGUGGUAAAGCCUGCGCUGCAUUUAGUCCAAGAUUUGCCAUUGCUGCAAAUACCAAUUGGCGGCUUUUUGUGCUGAGGUUGAAGCGUUGUGUCUUUGUUGGAAAGUUGAGGUGGGCUUCACCUUCCGCCUUAAGUUGGAUCAUAAGAAUGGCCCCGAGCCUGCGUUCGCUCCCACAUCCCGGCAAAGCUUGAUCUCGGCGGCAUUGACUCACCACAAACUUUUGAGCAUCAAAACCUCGAAAUACGCCUACGCCCCCACGAUCCUCCCCACCACGAAUCUCCCCACCCUCAUCGAAGGUUGGAUACCCAAACUCUGCUGUAUCAGGCAAUUCUUCAGCCCUUCCGCGAAGCCGGUCCCAUCCCACCGAAAGGCCGUUGAGUUUACCCCGCCACAAGGUACUCUUACCUUUACAAAACCACAUCAAACCACCCAACAUGGCGGCGAACGGCGAUAAAUACGGCAACGACCUAGACUCUGAUUCCGACUCUGGCCCAGGUUCCCCAGGGUUUGAGGCACAAAACGAUUUUGAUGACAACGUUCCAGAGAUUGAGGAUAAGCCAGUGAAAUCUGCGCUGAAAAAAGACCAGAAGCAUGCUGCGCCAGCCAUCGCACGCCCCAUACUCCCUCCUCAAACGGAGCCAAAAGAUUUGGAUGUAAAGACUCUGAAUCCUCUCACGCCCGAAAUCAUCGCACGACAGGCAACCAUCAACAUCGGAACUAUUGGGCACGUCGCGCACGGAAAAUCCACAGUGGUAAAGGCUAUCUCAGGUGUCCAGACGGUCAGGUUUAAGAACGAGCUGGAGCGAAACAUUACUAUCAAGCUUGGUUAUGCCAAUGCCAAAAUCUACAAGUGCGACAACGAGGAAUGCCCAAGACCGACAUGCUUCAGGAGUUAUAAGAGCGAGAAGGAGGUUGAUCCCCCGUGUGAGAGAGAUGGCUGCGCGGGUACAUACAGAUUGCUCAGACACGUUUCGUGCGUAUAUCCUUUUGUAUACAUGGAUAAGUUCUAACCCAUACAGCUUCGUCGAUUGCCCUGGUCACGAUAUUCUCAUGAGCACUAUGUUGUCAGGUGCAGCUGUUAUGGACGCCGCUCUCCUACUUAUUGCAGGAAACGAAACCUGCCCACAACCUCAAACCUCCGAGCAUCUUGCAGCUAUUGAAAUCAUGAAGCUCAACAAGAUCAUCAUUCUCCAGAACAAGGUGGAUCUCAUGAAGGAGGAGAGCGCAAAUCAGCACUAUCAAUCGAUCUUGAAAUUCAUCCGAGGAACUGUUGCUGGAGGUUCCCCCAUCAUUCCAAUUUCAGCGCAACUGAAAUUUAACAUUGAUGCUAUCAAUGAGGCAAUUGUCUCCACCAUCCCAGUUCCCCCAAGAGAUUUCACCAUGGACCCUCAUAUGAUCGUUAUUCGGUCUUUUGAUGUCAACAAGCCAGGUGCUGAAAUUGAUGAGCUAAAGGGAGGUGUUGCGGGUGGAUCCAUUCUUCACGGUGUCCUGAAGCUUGGUGACGAGAUUGAAAUUCGACCUGGAAUUGUUACACGUGACGAUAAGGGAGCCAUUAAGUGCACGCCUAUUUUCAGCAGAAUUGUCACUCUCAACUCGGAGAAUAACGAUUUGAAAUACGCAGUACCUGGUGGGUUGAUCGGUGUUGGUACCCGAAUUGAUCCAACUCUCUGUCGUGCUGAUCGUUUGGUUGGUUUCGUUCUUGGUCUCAAGGGCCGCUUACCAGAUAUCUACACCGAGAUUGAAGUCAAUUACUUCCUUCUCCGUCGUCUUUUGGGUGUCAAGACUGCUGAUGGAAAACAAGCCAAGGUGGCUAAGCUUGCCAAGAAUGAAGUGUUGAUGGUAAAUAUUGGAUCAACGGCCACCGGAGCCAAGGUCGUUGCUGUCAAGAACGAUGCGGCGAAGUUGGUUUUGACCAGUCCUGCAUGCACUAACAUUGGUGAGAAGGUGGCUCUGAGUCGUCGUAUUGAGAAGCAUUGGCGUUUGAUGUAAGUAGCCGCCGCAUCUCCCCUCUUGAAAGUAGCAACUAACCGACGCUGUGUAGUGGUUGGGCCAAUAUUGUUUCUGGUGUUACCCUCGACCCAUCCACUGCUUAAUCAUCCUACGACACAUUUCAGGACCAUUAGGGUCGAAAAUUCAGCAUACUUUUGGAGUUGUUAGAGGGGGGGCAAAAGUUAGCUUGAUCUGAUGAAGAUGACGAA
This is a messenger RNA of Hymenoscyphus albidus, 2840 nucleotides long. Lineage: Eukaryota; Fungi; Ascomycota; Leotiomycetes; Helotiales; Helotiaceae. The record is from the annotation of a GenBank genome assembly.